Molecule: messenger RNA, 4327 nt
Organism: Lineus longissimus
Lineage: Eukaryota; Metazoa; Nemertea; Pilidiophora; Heteronemertea; Lineidae
Product: zinc finger and SCAN domain-containing protein 30-like
Exons: 4
Coding region: 172-1980 (602 amino acids)
Biological process (GO): regulation of gene expression
Cellular component (GO): nucleus
Source: RefSeq, a predicted model, not a curated record
GCUUCAUUUCCUGCAUUGUUUGUUUUGAGUUGUGCUAGUCGCCGAAAAUACCAUUUUUCACGAGUCGACAGUAUAUGAAACGAUUAAAACCUAGCUGAUGCGUCCAUUGUUAAUGCAGAGAGCAAUCGAUUGGUGUCCUAAUUGAUAGAAGCUUGCAUCACCGAGUCAGUCAUGUCUGAGCAGUCAGGCAUGCCCACCAAGCAGCAGAACUUGUGUGCACUUCGUGCCUUAAAAAUUGAGAUGGACGUUCGUGGUAGCGUUCUUCAUCAAACGUGGAACGAACUCUCUGACUUGAUCGGGAAAUAUCAAGGAGAAGUGGAAAUCGCUCUAUCAAGUGACCAUAAAUGUGACUCUUCUUUAGAUGAGUCAUUUACAGAGUUUCAAGAACAGAAAACAUUAGUUAAGGAACAGGAGAUCUUGCUUGACAUGAAGAAAGAGGAAAUCAAAAAUUUGAAGGAUGAGUUGGAUAUGCUAAAGACAGAGUUGGGUGGCGUGAGGGAGGCCCUUGAGAUGAAGGACAAGAUGCUGGACAAGAUACAGAAACAGAUGGUGCGGGAGAAUAAGGAGUGGUCCGAUGAGGUGACCAAGAUGAGGCAGUACCUGUGUGACGAGCAGAGACAGAAGCAGGCAGUGAUGCAGCAGUACGCUGAUCUGAGGCAGAGUCAUCAGUCAUGUUCCGUCUCAAUGGAUGAGGAGAAUCAAUCUCCCAAUGGGCACGACACUCCUAUUUUGGUCAGUGAAGGGUUUACGUACGUCGAACCUGAGGCACCCGAGGAAGACAAGAAUGAUGAGGAGCAUGACCUCAAGUACCAGAUCCGUCUGAAUGUUGAUGAGGAUGGAAACAGUUCUGUUGAAAACCCCAUGUUUGCUGUUGAUGAGAAUUCCCGCAUUUACGUGAAUGUGGAAGACAGCCAGUUCAAUGUUUCGAACAACAGUGAUGAUGUUGUGGUUGAGAAAAAGAAGAAGAGGUCAUCAGAGUUGAUGGAACGGCUCAAGAAGAUCGACCCGAAGCUGCCACCGUCUGCUCUCGAGAAGGAGAACCCAAUCCUAUCCUCUCUGAUUGGUUCACAGCCAGCAAAGAAAGCAAGGCUGGCCAAGAACAGUCAGCAGAAACAGAAUGCUUCAACAUCUGGCGUCUCUGGUAGCCAGGCCUCCUUACCACUGCCAAUGCCUCUUGAUACAUCACUUACACCUCAAAUGAUGCAGAAUCUCUUAGGCUACAUUCCAUCCGAGAAACCAGACCAGUCCUAUCGCUGCGAGAAAUGUGGACAAGAGUUUGAAAACAAAUACGGCCUCGUAACCCACCGAUGGACCAAUGCUUGUUCUCGUGUGAAGUCAGCGAUUCAGAAUCUCUCACCCGACCUAAUCGCUGAUACAAAAUCGGAUAAUUACGAUCCUGAAAAGCCUUUUAAAUGUGAAAGGUGUACAAAGACAUUCAAAUCAGUUCAAGGUCUGCAGACGCAUCGCAAACACUUCAGUUGUGUGAAAGACGGCUCAGCCGCCAAGACUGGCUGGUUCAACAAGGAAUCGAGCCCAGCCAGUAAGUUCUUGUGUAAAUUCUGUGGUGAAUCAUUCAAUACGAAACAGGUUCUCCUUGAGCAUGAACAUGUACACAAAACUAUGGAACCAAACAAGUGCUUCUUUUGCCAUCGGAACUUUGACGAUCAGACUGCGUUAUUGAUCCACCAGAAACUCACAGGACACCAGAAACCAACCAAUCGGUGCCAGUUCUGUGAGGAAUCAUUCGAAACAAAUGAGGAUCUCGAAAAACAUAUCGCAGUUCACAAGAAAAAUGGGGAUGGGAAGGUGACAUUCAUGUGUCCGUCUUGUCCAAAGUCGUUUUCAAAGGAGAUCAGUUUGUUGUCACAUCAGAAGGUCCACGUGGAUGACAAUCCAAACCCUAUAUCGCCACCAAGCCAGCAGAAUCCACUGCUUUCACCGUUUAAUGGCAGAGAUGAUGUGAAUGCUCUUACCCUGUGAGGAAGGAGACUGUUCAGUGUGAAUACUCUAACCCUGUGAGGAAGGAGACUGUUAAGUGUGAAUACUCUAACCCUGUGAGGAAGGAGACUGUUCAUUGUGAAUACUCUAACCCUGUGAGGAAGGAGACUGUUCAUUGUGAAUACUCUAACCCUGUGAGGAAGGAGACUGUUCAGUGUGAAUACUCUAACCCUGUGAGGAAGGAGACUGUUCAUUGUGAAUACUCUAACCCUGUGAGGAAGGAGACUGUUCAGUGUGAAUACUCUAACCCUGUGAGGAAGGAGACUGUUCAGUGUGAAUACUCUAACCCUGUGAGGAAGGAGACUGUUCAGUGUGAAUACUCUAACCCUGUGAGGAAGGAGACUGUUCAGUGUGAAUACUCUAACCCUGUGAGGAAGGAGACUGUUCAGUGUGAAUACUCUAACCCUGUGAGGAAGGAGACUGUUCAGUGUGAAUACUCUAACCCUUUGAGGAAGGAGACUGUUCAGUGUUAAUACUCUAACCCUUUGAGGAAGGAGACUGUUCAUUGUGAAUACUCUAACCCUGUGAGGAAGGAGACUGUUCAGUGUGAAUACUCUAACCCUUUGAGGAAGGAGACUGUUCAGUGUGAAUACUCUAACCCUUUGAGGAAGGAGACUGUUCAUUGUGAAUACUCUAACCCUGUGAGGAAGGAGACUGUUCAGUGUGAAUACUCUAACCCUUUGAGGAAGGAGACUGUUCAGUGUGAAUACUCUAACCCUGUGAGGAAGGAGACUGUUUGGGGCAAAUCCCAUGAACUGGGAAAUACUUUAUCAUGGUACAUAUCAGAAACUGAAUAAUAUCAAAAACUGAAUUUGUAAUAAUAUAUCAAUUAUAAUUAGUAUUAAUCCAAAAUGUAUGUAAUGGUUCUGCAACUUGUCUGACAAGAAAUUGGUUGGCAACUGGUGCUCUCUGGCAACUGACUCUUCCAGCUGGUUGUCAAGUUCCUCUGCAUAAAACAAACUACAUUAUAACACAAACAUGUUAAAAGUUGAAUUAUACAUUUAUUGGAGAUGAAUAUGUUUUCAAUUCUUUGUUGCUUUGAUUUAAUGUUAAAUGUAAAUGUCCUAUAUCUUUCUAAUGCUUUCCUGUAUGCCCUGCAGUCUUGGAGUAUUUCAAGCCAGUUGUGAUUUCAAUUAUGACUUCACCUCUAAACGUUGAACAUCGUAAAAUUCAAAGGCCAAUUUGGAUACAUAUGUCUUGUAAACUUAUGAUUACAGUCCGAGUUGUCAUUCAUUUUGGAAGUAUAGAAAUGACUGAUCUGGGUACUGGUGUUUCAUGACGGUACUAUUUUGAAAGUUGUUGUGGGUUUUACUUAGUGUGUUAUUACUUCUUCAUGUGAUGGUAGAUGUUUGAACUUCACAGUCCUCUGUUGAAUGAACUUCACAGUCCUCUGUUGAAUGAACUUCACAGUCCUCUGUUGAAUGAACUUCACAGUCCUCUGUUGAAUGAACUUCACAGUCCUCUGUUGAAUGAACUUCACAGUCCUCUGUUGAAUGAACUUCACAGUCCUCUGUUGAAUGAACUUCAGUCCGACAUUUGACUUGGAGCAAGUUUAACCAAUUAUGCCCAGCGUUUCAAGAUUAUGCGUACUUGUCAAUCUUAUGCAUUACCCUUGUUUUAUAUAAUAAUCUUUUCCCACUUGUUAUUCACUUCUAUUGUAUAGUGUAUUUUGUCUUUUCUAAAACGUGUUCAACAUGGAUUUCUAUUGAAUUUGCACCAAGUGCAAUGAUGUGUAAAGUUUGUUAAUGUAUUUUGUAUUGUAGGAUUGGUACUUUUUGGUUGAAUGUGAAUCUACGUGUAGUUGUUAUUUAUGUUGAACUGAUUUCAUCAUUAUGGUGCAUUAUAAGUUGAUCCAUCCAAUUGACAGUUGUCAUUUAGUAUGCCAGUUACCACAGUAGAGCCAGGUUUAGCGACAGUGCCUGUGCUGCACUCUCAUUUAGCUGCUAUUGCUGUUACCUUUAGACAAAUAUGGAUCCAUGAUUAGAUGGUGUGCUCUACCAAAACUUGUGUUUGACCAUCACAGAAAUGUGACCUUGGUGAUAACGUGUGUACUCUCCUAUAGAAUGUACAGUGUUGGACGACUGGCCAAAGAUGCCGACAUCUACCACAGAUUCUGUGUUAAGGCUAUUAAGCUGGUCAAGAGGCACCUGUUUUACCUGUAUUAGGCCCGUGUGUAGCAGACCUCCCUCAUUGAAACAGUGUAUGGAGAUGUGUUGUUGAUAUUCCACUUUGUGCCUUGGAUGCCAUGUGUAUGUGUGGUUCCUGCAUGGAUGUACACAGCUUCUACUUGUAUUCUCAAUAAAACAUGGGUGCUGUAAUGUUAUUCAUA